CGCAUUAGCAACAAAGUCCCUGGCCAUACUGUACUGACAUACUUAAUUGCCUACUUACUUAUUUUCUUCCUAACAAUUAAAAUAUAAUUUACCUGGUGAAUAACAGGCUAUUCAACUAUUAAGUCUUUAACUGGAUGAGAAUAUUUUUCAAAUGUCCUAAUUUUUAUUUGUUUGGGUACAGCAGACACGUCAGGAAGUGUUGAGAGUGGACUGUUGUGUGUUUCUCACAGUCCUGUGAAAGACAGGUGCAUAUCAAAGCAGGAAUGCUUAUGUUGCUUGCAUUUUCGAAGUUGUUUAUCUCAUUAUCAACAAAAAAGGACAACAUGUAACUCGACAAUUUCAUCUAAUGUGACAGUAACUGCAGAUGAGAUGAGGGGAGAUAAGUCAUUGCAUUGUAGACCACUAGCAACAGUUAGUGACCAGACUCCAAACAGAUUGAGGUAUGACGGGAAAAUGGACCUGCUUGUGAGAAGACUUCCUUGUAGUAUACGUGACUCAAGGGAACGGAAAUACAUCAGUCAUGGACAAGACGUGAUUGAGGCUGAUUGUAAUGACUUGGAAAACCAUUUAAUCUCAGGCAAUCUGUUGAUGAAAGAUGAGCAGUUGGAGUCAAAAUUGAUGCUUGAUACUGGUAGUUUGUGCGGCAAUUCACAAGUUUCAAGCAAAGAAUCGUCUCAAUGUUUAAAGCAUUUUAAGCAGUGUCAUAGUACCAAAGGAAAAUUCUCUUUGGAAAAUCAAAGGUGUGAAGAUGGAAGUAGCAAAGACCAAUUAGCAGAAAAGCUUCACGAAUGGAGCGAUGAAUUGCUGCAGUGGGAUAGAUUUGUUUACAAGCCUAAAUCUAUUCUAUCUGAAAUAAACAGCACUUGAAAAAAGGCAGAACAGAGCCUAGAGCUACUUGCUGUAAUUUCUGUGCUUUCAAAUUCUGAAUUUCAGUGGUUGUAACUUGUAAUGUACAUGAGCAGCUCAAUUGUAUAGGCACAC
Messenger RNA from Corticium candelabrum, 981 nucleotides. RefSeq lists its product as uncharacterized. The coding region runs from base 370 to 867 and encodes 165 amino acids. The transcript has 2 exons. Lineage: Eukaryota; Metazoa; Porifera; Homoscleromorpha; Homosclerophorida; Plakinidae. The record is from RefSeq and is a predicted model, not a curated record.